AUGGCUGCCGUGGAUCCAAGGCUUCUGCCGCAACGAGUGCGGUAUGCAGCCCUACUCACCGUCAACGUCUAUGUCUUUAUGGGCAACAUGUAUGCAUCUGGUAUCACAACCGGAUUCGAGUCCCUUGGGAUGUACUUCCACGCCAACAACGACAAACUAUCAGCCCUUGUAUCUUACCCAGUGCUAGCCAUGGGUCUUGCCAAUCUUCUCUGGAUGCCACUGGCCCUCUGCUUUGGAAAACGGCCCGUUGUACUGUUCACCAUGGUCAUGUUUCUGUGUGGUCUGAUCUGGAGCUGUGUUGCGCAGACCUAUGACAGUCUGCUCGCGGCUCGAGUCUUUGCCAGCUUUGGCUACGGCGGUAUUGAGUCUCUAGGACCUAGCAUCCUCGCAGACCUCUUCUUCGAGCGCAACUACGCCAGCGCCAUGGCAGCAUAUGCAGCCUUUCUAUCUGGCGGUUCCCAGAUCGGCCCCGUCAUUGCGGGUUAUCUUAUCGAGGCGCGUGGAUGGCGCUGGUUUUGCAUUCUCUGCGCUAUACUUGCCGCGGUCAACCUCGUCACCACUUUCUUCAUGCUUCCCGAAACGAUCUACGAGCGCGAGGACGAAGAAUUCCAAGAAACCAACGAAGGAUCAGAGAAACACGCAGAGAGCCAACUCGAGCAUAUUCAGAGUCAGUCUCAGGUCGGCGACCGGGCAAAAAUGGAUUACGGCGUCUACUUCAGGGGACUCUUCACGAUGGGAAUCACCGCGGAAGCAAAGGAAAAUGGUGUCUUCAAACACUUUCUCUACCUCCUCGUCCUCCCGGCUCCUCUACUACUUGUCCCCGGUGUCCUGAUCGCCUCAAUCAUGUACGGCGUCAUUCUCGGCGGCAUCGUCACCAUGUCAACUAUCCUCCCCGCCUUACUCUCCCCACCCCCCUAUCUCUUCACCGCCGCUCACCUCGGCCUCUUCAUGCUCAGCAGCUUCGUCGGAGUUGUCGUUGCCUGGCCCAUCGCCGGCCCCUUAACCGACCUUCUCUCCCGCUGGAUGCGUAAACGCAAUAACAACAUCCACAAGCCCGAGCACCGUCUCCCCGCACUCAUCUUCCCCUUCCUCGUUUGUCCCAUCGGUCUCGUCAUAUUCGGAUACACCUUUGCCCGCCAGGACAAUUACGUGAAACCUGCCGUCGGUCAGGCUAUUUCCGCCGCAGGGCUGACUUUGGUCCCCUCGGUGAUGCUAUCUUAUGUGGUCGACGCCUAUCCGCGUGUCAGUGGGGAGGCUCUUGUCUUGGUCAACGCUUCGAAAAAUGUAGUUGCUUUUGGAUUGACAAAGGGCGCGUAUGCGUGGUUGGCUCGGGAAGGGAUCGAUAAGAUGUUUUAUGAGUUUGCGGGCAUCCAGUGGGCGUGUAUUUUUUUGGCGUUGCCUUUGUAUUUCUUUGGGCCGAUGAUGCGUGCUCGUGUUGAGAAGCUGCUUUAA
Messenger RNA from Penicillium oxalicum, 1452 nucleotides. RefSeq names its product putative MFS transporter. Gene Ontology annotation, biological process: transmembrane transport. The record is from RefSeq and is a predicted model, not a curated record. The transcript has 6 exons. Bases 1 to 1452 code for a protein of 483 amino acids. Gene Ontology annotation, molecular function: transmembrane transporter activity. NCBI's taxonomy places the organism in Eukaryota, Fungi, Ascomycota, Eurotiomycetes, Eurotiales, Aspergillaceae.